AUGACGUCCACCGAGAACCAAAGUGAAGAGGCAGCGCAACUGUCGGUCGGGACCCCGGAGUUUACUGAUCGCCCUUCUUCCUCUACAGCCUCCUUCGACUCUCCUUCGAAGCUUCGGUCGGUCGGCUCCAAUCCGUUCGCUCCCAACAAUACUCCAAUGAACUCGCCGUUCAAGGUUCAGGGACAGCCUCGCCCUCCGCACUCCGAGUUCUUCAAUCCCCAGCUUCAAAACAAGCCGACGGGGCCUGCGUUCCGCAAUCCGGCUUUUGCUACGCCACAGAAGCGCGUCGAUGAUAUGUUCUCCCCAGAUUCGAGUCCCGCCAUGACCGACAACUCCCCGAUGCCUGCCGAGACACCAGAAACAGAGCACGUCAGAGAUAGCACGGAGCUGUUCUUCACGCCAUCUCCGAUCAAGUCAUCUCCGAGCAAAUCACUUUUCGCCAGAACAUUAUUACGGAAUCAUGCUUCGGGACUCCGAGAUAAGGUUCGAAAGAGGAAGCGGUUGCUGGGCGACAAAGAUGUGGGUAGCGCUCGCCCCCGUCUGCCCCAAGACUCGGAUGAGUCCGACAGCUACUACGAGGAGGAGAAUGGCUCCCGUUCCGGGUCUAAGCACUCCAAGAAAAAAGAACCUACUCCUCAGGGAUGGUUGAACAGCUUCCUCUCCGCAAUCAGCGCCAACCCGACUGCGCCUGCGAUCUUAUCCAAAUGGCUCCAACUGGGAGUUAACAUGGUGUUGCUUGGCCUUGUGCUUUUCAUCAUCUUUUGGAUCCUUGUUCAAGUCCGCAACGAUCUGUCGCAUGCGAGUGAAAAGGCUCGAGCCGCGAUUGUCAACGAGAUGGCCAUUUGCAGCGAGAAUUACAUCAAGAAUGGAUGCUCACCGAAAGCGAGCCGACCGCCUGCUCUUGAUGGGCCGUGUAACGAAUGGGAAGCUUGCAUGAACCAAGACGCCUCGGCGGUCAUGAUGGUCCAAAUCUCCGCCAAGAAUGUGGCCGAGAUCGUGAAUGAGUUUGUAGGGGUUUUGUCAUUUAAGGCUUGGGGAUUUAUCAUGUCGCUCUUCCUGGCCGCUGUCAUCGCUAGCAAUGUUGGCUUUGGCUUCCUGCGCGAGUCGGCGAUUCCUCAACCCACCGUUCAGCCUGCCGCCCCUGUGCAAUCCCCACCAGCGGCAACAGUUGCCUCCGUGCUUGGCCCGGCAGCGAUGCAUAACCCUCAACAAGCAUACAUCUUCGCCCCUAUCGGCCAGACCCCCAAGAGUGUUCGUAAGGCAUUGUUCGCGAACGAUGUUAGCGACACCGAAAAUUCUCCCGAUUUCAAGUCUCCCAUGGCUCUGCCACAGACCCCGUCGAUCAGGAGAAGUCCAAGCAAAUUUGAAAGAGGACGGAGUCCGUCUAAGGGCUCAAGGGCAAGGAGUCCCGUCAAGGGUAUCACUUGGGCAAGCUAA
Thermochaetoides thermophila DSM 1495 is the source of this 1437-nucleotide messenger RNA. RefSeq lists its product as uncharacterized. The transcript has 2 exons. Gene Ontology annotation, cellular component: nuclear membrane; nuclear envelope. Bases 1 to 1437 code for a protein of 478 amino acids. Gene Ontology annotation, biological process: lipid homeostasis; nuclear envelope organization. NCBI's taxonomy places the organism in Eukaryota, Fungi, Ascomycota, Sordariomycetes, Sordariales, Chaetomiaceae. The record is from RefSeq and is a predicted model, not a curated record.